Messenger RNA from Helianthus annuus (common sunflower), 579 nucleotides. RefSeq lists its product as uncharacterized. Bases 1 to 579 code for a protein of 192 amino acids. The transcript has a single exon. Lineage: Eukaryota; Viridiplantae; Streptophyta; Magnoliopsida; Asterales; Asteraceae. The record is from RefSeq and is a predicted model, not a curated record.
AUGGGUGACAACGAAGCCCCAGCUAGGAGAGUCGUCGCAGACUACGCCAGGCCGAAUGCGGCUAAUGCUCGUUCCAGCAUUACCCGACCCGCUAUCGGGGUUAAUCGCUUGCAGAUUCCACCCCAGAUCAUCACGAUGGUUACGAACACCAUCCAAUUCCAUGGACUACCUUCUGAGGACCCGAAUGUCCAUCUCUCGCGCUUUUCAGCUAUCUGCGAUACGUUCCAGGAGCAAGGUGUCACCGAGGAUGCCUGCAAGCUGCGCCUAUUUCCAUUCUCGCUCGCUGACCGCGCCCAUGCUUGGUUGGAAUCCCUUCCUGCGGGAUCCAUUACUACUUGGGCCGGUAUGAAAGAAAAAUUCUUAGAUAAGUAUUUCCCUCCUUCCAAAAUCGCUCGUCUGAGGAGCAUGAUCCAAGAGUUUCGUCAAAAGCCCCACGUUGGAGGAGAUGCUGAGGCAGAACCAGGAGACAAUGAAGCAGCAUCAAGAGACCCUGGUUCAGCAGACACAGUUACUGACUCAGUUCAUGACCAGAGAGGAGGCACGACAUCAGGAGAACCAGUCGCGAUUCUUGGAGCAUGA